Colletotrichum tamarilloi is the source of this 525-nucleotide messenger RNA. RefSeq lists its product as uncharacterized. Bases 1 to 525 code for a protein of 174 amino acids. Lineage: Eukaryota; Fungi; Ascomycota; Sordariomycetes; Glomerellales; Glomerellaceae. The transcript has 3 exons. The record is from RefSeq and is a predicted model, not a curated record.
AUGAGCGGAGACUUCCCUCUGGCAAUGAAGACGGAUCCAAAGUUUCGCGGUCUCCGUCCGAUCGGUCCCAUUACGACCUGCUCCAACGCCCUGACGCCGCGCCGCGCCGACGGGAUCCGGGCGUAUUCGUACCCUCGAACAAGAGCGAGGCUCUCGCUUGAGAGUCAUAUCCAGACCGUCUCGCUGGCCCUCGGUGAAAUCACGACAGAAUCCGACAUUGGGGCUCGUGAAUACGGCAUCACCUAUUUCCUACGAGCUUUGACCCCCGCAGUUCAUGGGUCCAUCGCGACAUACCCCGACAGCUCCGCGGCCACCGACUGGCGAAUAGCGGGGCAAUUGCUUACUUCGUCCGAUCCGUCAGCAGACCAUCCCCCCGACGUACCCGGCGAGACACUUACACACCGGCCGGAUUCCGGCCAUGCCGUGCGAUCGGCGCAGUACAAGAUACCUCGCGAGGCCGCCCGACAAUCCCCCUCACUGCUCUACGUCAAGCCACAGCGAUCGCCGCCUUCCAUUGCCUUUUGA